GAAUCCCUUCCUCGUUUCUCCUUCAGAUUUUCAACUCCCAUGUCUUCUUCCACUGAUCACCAUGAGCUUCACUUCAUUCUGAUUCCUUUAAUGGCCCAAGGCCACAUGAUACCCAUGACUGACAUAGCCAGAUUGCUAGCCCAGCAAGGCGUCACCAUCACCAUCGUCACUACCCCAGUUAACGCUUUCCGAUUCAAGCCCAUCAUCGAUCGAGCAGCGGAAUCCGGCCUCCGAAUUCAACUUCUCCAACUUCGUUUCCCAUCUAUAGAAGCCGGGCUACCAGAGGGGUGUGAGAACCUCGAUCAUAUCUCCUCACCUGAAAUGAAGAUUAAUUUCUACAACGCAACAAGCAUGCUCCAACCAGCCUUAGAACAUUCUCUUCAAGAAAUUGAGCCACGCCCAAGCUGCAUAAUCUCAGACAUGACUUUCCCAUGGACAUCUCAUACGGCUCUUAAGUUUGGGAUUCCAAGGAUUUUCUUCAAUGGCAUGUCAUGCUUCACUCUCUUGUGCAACCAAAACUUACUCUGUUACAAGCCACAUGACAGAGUCGAAUCCGAUUCGGAGCUCUUUCUGGUUCCAGGCAUGCCUCAUCGAAUCGAGCUAACAAAGACUCAGCUACUGGGAGUUGUUCGACUAGAUAAAUCAGACGACUUACAAGAAUUUCGAAAACAAAUGAGAGAGUCUGAGCGAACAUCGGAUGGUGUGUUGAUCAAUAGUUUCUACGAAUUGGAAACUUGUUAUGUGGAUGAGUACCAGAAGCUUAUGGGGAAGAAAGCUUGGUGUGUUGGCCCUGUUUCACUAUACAACAAGGAAGCCUCAGAUAAGGCUGAGAGAGGUAAUAAAGCAGCCAUUGAUGAGGACAAAUGCUUGGAAUGGUUGGAUUCGAGAGAGACGGGGUCUGUAGUUUACGUUUGUCUUGGAAGCCUAUGUCCCUUGGUUCCUUCACAAUUGAUAGAGAUUGGGUUGGCCUUGGAGAGAUCGAACCACCCAUUCAUAUGGGUGAUCAGACAAGGCAACAAUAGUAAACAAUCAGAAGAGUUGGGGAGAUGGUUAUCAGAAGAAAGAUUUGAAGAGAAGACCAAAGGAAGAGGGCUUUUGAUUCGGGGCUGGGCGCCACAAGUAUUGAUCUUGUCGCACAGGGCGGUGGCAAUGUUCAUAACACAUUGUGGGUGGAAUUCAACACUGGAAGGGGUGAGUGCAGGUGUGCCUAUGAUAACAUGGCCCAUGUUUGCAGAUCAAUUCUAUAACGAGAAGUUGAUUGUGCAGGUUUUGGGGAUUGGAGUAAGGGUUGGUGUGGACAUCGCUUGUCCUAUGACACAGGGUGAAAAGCUUGGGGUGUAUGUGAAGGGAGAAGAGGUUGAGAAGGCUAUAGGGUUGUUAAUGGAUGGUGGAGAGGAAGGAGAAGUGACAAAGAAGAAAGCGAGAGAGCUUGGGGAGAUGGCAAGGAGAGCAGUUGAAGAAGGGGGUUCUUCUCAUCUCAACAUCUCACUUUUUAUUCAAGAUAUCAAGCAUCAGGUCGUAAAGAAACAUUCAGAAAUAAUCAAGGAGAGGAGUGAUUUAAUUUGAAGUGAAAUCAAAGAGAGUUAUUUUUAUUAAAUU
Telopea speciosissima is the source of this 1599-nucleotide messenger RNA. RefSeq names its product UDP-glycosyltransferase 73C3-like. Bases 40 to 1566 code for a protein of 508 amino acids. Lineage: Eukaryota; Viridiplantae; Streptophyta; Magnoliopsida; Proteales; Proteaceae. The transcript has a single exon. The record is from RefSeq and is a predicted model, not a curated record. Gene Ontology annotation, molecular function: UDP-glycosyltransferase activity.